Molecule: messenger RNA, 2009 nt
Organism: Salvia splendens (bonfire salvia)
Lineage: Eukaryota; Viridiplantae; Streptophyta; Magnoliopsida; Lamiales; Lamiaceae
Product: cationic amino acid transporter 9, chloroplastic
Exons: 8
Coding region: 151-1836 (561 amino acids)
Biological process (GO): transmembrane transport; amino acid transport
Cellular component (GO): membrane
Molecular function (GO): amino acid transmembrane transporter activity
Source: RefSeq, a predicted model, not a curated record
GUGUUCAAUUCUUAAUUAUCCUUUCUGUACAAUUAGCAAUAAUCCAAUUAUCAAUGGAAAUUGGGUAUCCGUUGAUAGUUAAGAGUCAGUCCACGUGCAUAUGCCACCAACCCAAUCGCUGCCUGCAAUUCAUCGCAGCUGAGCUCCGCGAUGACGUCAUCUUCUUCCUCCCCGUCGUUCCUAUCUCGUUUCUGCUCCUCCGCGCUUCGCUCCAAGCCUCUCUCGCCGCCUACCGACACCACCGUUCAUACAACCUCCGCCCAAGGCCUCGUUCGCCGCCUAGGCGUCUUCGAUUUGAUUCUACUCGGCAUCGGCGCUUCUAUCGGAGCCGGAAUAUUCGUGGUCACCGGAACCGUUGCUCGUGAUGCCGGUCCUGGAGUUACGAUUAGUUUCAUCAUAGCAGGGGCAUCUUGUGUGCUCAAUGCGCUCUGCUAUGCUGAAUUAGCUUCUCGCUUUCCGGCUGUUGUUGGGGGAGCAUAUCUUUAUACAUACUCAGCAUUCAACGAGCUUACAGCUUUUCUUGUGUUUGCUCAGUUGAUGCUUGACUAUCAUAUUGGGGCUGCUAGCAUAGCUCGUAGCCUAGCAAGCUAUGUAGUUACUGUCCUCGAGCUGAUUCCCUUCCUCCAGGGUAACAUUCCUAGCUGGGUUGGGCAUGGAGAAGAAGUUUUUGGAGCUUUAUCUAUUAAUAUAUUAGCUCCUAUCCUCCUCGUGCUUCUGACAGUAGUCUUGUGCCGGGGUGUUGGAGAGUCCUCAGUUCUGAAUUCAAUCAUGACAGUGACAAAGGUUCUCAUUGUUAUUUUUAUCAUCAUUGUUGGAGCAUUUGAGGUUGAUGUCUCAAAUUGGACUCCUUUUGCCCCAAAUGGUGUGCAGUCAAUAUUGACUGGAUCAACAGUGGUCUUUUUUUCUUAUGUUGGAUUUGAUGCAGUUGCUAAUUCUGCUGAAGAAUCCAAGAGACCCCAGAGAGAUUUACCUCUUGGCAUAAUUGGUAGUCUCCUGGUCUGUGUUGUAUUGUACGUUGGUGUUUGCUUAGUGAUUACUGGAAUGGUCCCAUACCAAUUUCUUGGAGAUGAUGCUCCCUUGGCGGAAGCUUUUACUUCAAAGGGGUUGCAAUAUGUAUCUGUGUUAAUCAGCAUUGGUGCUGUUGCUGGACUCACAACGACGCUUCUGGUUGGUCUUUAUGUUCAGUCACGGUUAUAUCUUGGACUUGGAAGGGAUGGUUUACUACCUGCCAUAUUUGCGAAAGUACACCCAACACGACAUACCCCAAUUCAUUCUCAAGUGUGGGUUGGUCUAGUUGCCAUCAUCUUGUCCGGAUUGCUAAACGUGGAAGUGCUCUCGCAUAUUCUAUCAGUUGGAACCUUGACGGGUUAUUCGGUAGUUUCAGCAUGUGUGGUAACCCUUCGCUGGACGGAUAAGAGGUCAAGUGAGGUCUCCAGCAAGGUGAUUUCUAGGAGGGGAGAAGGCAUCAUCUGUCUAUGCACACUUGCCUGCUGUGGUUUUGCUUCUGGUGCCCUCUUCCGUUUCCAAGCUUCAUUUGUUUUUAUAAUUGUAGGUGGUGUAGUUGCUGUGUUUACUGGUGCAGCUCUCUAUCUACGACAAGGGUACAAUGAUCCACCGGGCUUUUCAUGUCCCGGGGUUCCAAUAGUUCCAUGUGUUAGCAUCUUCGUCAACAUGUUUUUGUUCGCUCAGCUGCACUACGAAGCAUGGGUGAGAUUUAUAGUGCUGGGCAUAAUUACAGUGGGCAUUUAUGCAUUUUACGGUCAGUAUAAUGCAGAUCCUCUAAAUUCCACUGCCUCUACUGUUUACCACAGGGCAGCCACUGAAGAAACACCCUAGCUCUACUUAUUUCCGUUUCUUGAUCAUUUAUAUUCAUUUCAAGAUCUUACCUCCAAAUAAUGAUGCCUAUUAUCUACAUGUAUUCAAUUAAUAAAUUAUGGAGUAGUACAGUAUUUUAUACUAUUUGUAGUACACUUGCGAUUUUGAUGACUACAAACCUAGCUUUCCUUUCU